Exophiala bonariae is the source of this 393-nucleotide messenger RNA. RefSeq lists its product as uncharacterized. The coding region runs from base 1 to 393 and encodes 130 amino acids. NCBI's taxonomy places the organism in Eukaryota, Fungi, Ascomycota, Eurotiomycetes, Chaetothyriales, Herpotrichiellaceae. The transcript has 2 exons. The record is from RefSeq and is a predicted model, not a curated record.
AUGUCUACUACUACUUCCAUGAACACGAGCGUCCGAAACGUUCUCCGUGGUGCUGACCCGAUCACCACCAGAUCCAAUCAGCUCGAAAACGAGUUGAGAGGCCCAGUAGAUGCGCACGAAGAGAACUUUUUGACGGCAAACAAUGGCGUUACAGGGCGGGAGCCCAACACAAACCCCCAAGAUUGGCUCACUGAUCAUCGUCGUGUGCCAGCUCACCGGCCUCCAGUUACGCACCAGGAAUGGGUAACUAUUGGUGGACCACUACCCAUGCGCAUCUUCCUUUGGAACAUGUUCAGUGGUUGUCAGCUACUUCAGUGGGGCUAUACCAUCGCCCGAGUUACCGGAAUGCACGAUCGAGGCUUCGGCAUGUACAUGGUUGCCAACGAGUGGUGA